Myodes glareolus (Bank vole) is the source of this 2007-nucleotide messenger RNA. It is a transcript of the gene Ttc39c, whose product is annotated as tetratricopeptide repeat domain 39C. Gene Ontology annotation, biological process: otolith morphogenesis; cilium assembly. The record is from RefSeq and is a predicted model, not a curated record. Lineage: Eukaryota; Metazoa; Chordata; Mammalia; Rodentia; Cricetidae. Gene Ontology annotation, molecular function: protein binding.
CGCGGCGGAGGGACGAAGUAGACCCGGACGCGGCGGCGGCGGCGCCCCUGCAGGACGCGGAGCUGGCCCUGGCUGGCAUCAACAUGCUGCUCAACAACGGCUUCAGGGAGUCGGAUCAGCUUUUCAAACAAUACAGAAAUCAUAGCCCGCUAAUGAGUUUUGGAGCCAGCUUUGUGAGUUUUUUGAACGCCAUGAUGACCUUUGAGGAGGAGAAGAUGCAGCUGGCGUGCGAUGACUUAAAAACCACGGAGAAGCUCUGUGAGAGUGAAGAGGCUGGCGUCAUCGAGACAAUUAGGAACAAAAUCAAGAAGAAUGUCGAUGCCCGCAAAUCUGCCCCCUCAAUGGUUGAUCGACUUCAGAGGCAAAUCAUUAUUGCUGACUGCCAGGUCUACCUGGCUGUGCUCUCGUUUGUGAAACAAGAACUCUCAGCCUAUAUAAAAGGUGGAUGGAUCCUUAGGAAAGCCUGGAAGAUUUACAAUAAGUGCUAUGUGGACAUCAACGCCCUGCAGGAGCUGUAUCAGAAGAAGCUAACAGAAGAGCCCUUAUCUUCUGAUGCCGCAAACGAUAAUCACAUAGUGGCUGAAGGGGUGACUGAGGAGUCCCUAAACAGACUGAAAGGUGCUGUCAGCUUUGGAUAUGGCCUUUUUCACCUUUGCAUAUCCAUGGUGCCCCCAAACCUGCUCAAAAUCAUCAACCUGCUGGGGUUUCCUGGAGACCGCCUACAGGGCCUUUCUUCACUGACGUAUGCAAGCGAAAGUAAGGACAUGAAGGCCCCUUUAGCUACAUUAGCUCUGUUGUGGUACCACACGGUGGUCCGCCCGUUUUUUGCCUUGGAUGGCAGUGACAGCAAAGCAGGCCUGGACGAAGCUAAGGAGAUUCUUCUCAAAAAGGAAGCUUCUUAUCCCAACUCCUCCCUCUUCAUGUUCUUCAAGGGGCGGAUCCAGCGACUAGAGUGUCAAAUCAACAGUGCCUUGACUUCCUUCCACACUGCUUUGGAACUCGCCGUAGAUCAGAGGGAGAUUCAGCAUGUCUGUCUGUAUGAAAUCGGCUGGUGCAGCAUGAUUGAACUCAACUUCAAGGAUGCAUUUGACUCCUUUGAGAGGCUGAAAAAUGAGUCCAGAUGGUCGCAGUGCUAUUAUGCAUAUUUGACUGCAGUUUGUCAGGGGGCCACUGGUGACGUGGACGGCGCACAGCUUGUCUUUAAAGAAGUCCAGAAGCUGUUUAAAAGGAAAAACAACCAGAUUGAACAGUUCUCAGUCAAAAAGGCGGAGAGAUUUCGGAAGCAAACCCCAACCAGAGCUCUGUGUGUGCUGGCAUCCAUAGAAGUGCUGUACUUGUGGAAAGCCCUUCCCAACUGCUCCUUCCCCAACCUGCAGAGGAUGAGUCAAGCUUGCCAUGAAGUGGACGAUCCUUCUGUCAUUGGAUUGAAGCAUUUGCUCCUUGGUGCCAUACACAAAUGUCUCGGAAACUCAGAAGAUGCUGUUCAGUUCUUCCAGCGUGCUGCUAAAGAUGAGCUGUGUCGUCAGAAUAACAUGUAUGUCCAGCCGUACGCGUGCUAUGAACUUGGCUGUCUCCUGCUAGGCAGGCCAGAGACUGUAGGAAGAGGCAGAACUCUACUCCUUCAGGCCAAGGAGGAUUUUUCUGGCUACGACUUUGAAAACAGAUUGCACGUCCGCAUCCACGCUGCUCUGGCCUCUCUGAAGGAACUGGUCCCUCAGUGAGAAACUCCAAGUGACCCCUCUGUCCCCUCCACCCAGGGUCAGCACUUUGAAAGCAGAGGAGAAAGGCCUUUGAAGAUGAGGUUCUCUCCUGCAGACCACCUGUACCAGGGGUGGGUUCCGUGUCGCUGACGUAUCAAAGAUCCCUCUUUUAAACAUAUAGCUUCGGAGUAAUAAAGAUGUUGAAAAUGAUAAAAAAUAACCUACCUGGAGAGGGUUAAGUGACCUUGUUCAAACAUUUUAGUUUUGUGAUUUAUUAUUUUUAAAAUAAAAUCAAACUAAAGAUUCA